GUAUGUCAAGCAGAACAUUGUGGCGCAAUUCCCGGUAUUCAAAGCCGUGGCGCAGGCAGUGAAGACGGAACCUUUCAGCGUCACCUGUAUGGUGCGGUUUGCACCGAUACCAACAACUGCAAAAGCCAUGGGGCUUGCGGCUGUAGGGGUCCCCUUUGGCCCUUUCCUGCUGGCGUCCAGCCUUUUCGGAGCACCCUGGAGUGUUCUUAGCGCAGUGGUUGGCUCUUCUCUCGCCUCGUUGCCUGAGGUGCUGGAGGGACGCGGAGACGAGAAGAUGCGUGAGCUGAUGCAGUCCUGGCGUCAAAAGCCUGCCCUUGCAUCCGU
Symbiodinium pilosum is the source of this 324-nucleotide messenger RNA. The record is from the annotation of a GenBank genome assembly. Lineage: Eukaryota; Dinophyceae; Suessiales; Symbiodiniaceae.